UUUCUGUUCGUUUUAUAGUUUAAAAUGGAAGUACCGGGAGGUGAUAAUGACUGGAGGAGUCAGGGAUUCCGACAGAAAGUGGUAUCACAAAUAGAGGAUGCCAUGCGCAAGGCUGGAACCCAACACAACAAAUCCAGCACUGAAAUGGAGGGUCAUGUGUUUACCAAAGCUAAAACAAGAGAGGAGUACCUGUCCAUGGUUGCGAGGCUGAUUAUUCAUUUCAGAGAUAUCCAUAAGAAAGCACAAGGAGUGCAGGAUCCAAUGAACCCUCUGCAGAAUCUCCCAGGCGUGGCCGCAGGCGUCCCCGGGAUCGUCGGCAUGGCCCCCCGUCCUCCCGGAGCUCAAAUGAGUGGCGUGGGGGUCAUGAACCAAAUGCAGAUGGGCCAGCAUGCAAUGCAGGGAGGUCCGGGGAAUCAGCAGGGCGCUGCAGCAGCAGGGCAGAUGCAGAUGCAAAUGACACAGCAGCAGCAGCAGCAGCAGUCCAUUCAGUUUCAGCAGUUCCACACGCAGCAGCAAACAGCCAUGCAGCAGAAAGCCAUGCAGCAGCAGCAGUUUCAGGUUCAGCAGCAGUUGAAGCUGCAGCAGAUGCAGCAGCAGCAGCAGCAACAACAGGCCCAGGCUCAACAACAACAGGCCCAGGCUCAACAACAACAGGCCCAGGCUCAACAACAACAGGCCCAGGCUCAACAACAACAGGCCCAGGCUCAACAACAACAGGCCCAGGCUCAACAACAACAGCAGCAGCAGCAGCAGCAGCAACAGCAGCAGCAGAACCAGAUGCACCAGUCCAGAAUUCAGCAGCAGCAGCAGUUAGUUCAGCUGCACCUUCAGCAGCAGCAGCAACAACAACAGCAACAAGCACAAGCUCAGGCUCAAGCUCAGGCUCAAGCACAGGCUCAGGCUCAAGCUCAGGCACAGGCUCAGGCACAGGCUCAGGCUCAGGCUCAGGCUCAAGCACAAGCACAGGCUCAGUCCAUUCAACAUUUACAACAACUCCAGCAGGUUCAGGCCCAGCCUGGCCAAAUGCCCCCUCACACCCAGCCUCCACAGAUCCUGGUGCCCCAGUCAGUGGCUGGUCAGAUGCCGCCCGGACAGCACCAAGCCAUCGGAUCUCUCAGCCAACAGCAACAACAGCAGCACCAGCAACAGCAACAGCUGAAGAUCCAGCAGGCGUAUCAGGCUAGAGCAUUGCAGCAGCAGCAGCAACAGCAGCAGGUCCAGCAGGCCCAGCAGGCGGCGGCGGCUCAGGCGCAGCAGGCGACGGCCCAGGCGCAGCUGGCAGCGGUGUCCGGAACGAUGAUGCCCCGUGCUGGGAUGCAAAUGACACCCCGGUUGCCCCGCGCCACCCCGAACUCUGCCAUUUCUCCAAACCCCGCUGCUAUGGGAGGACAGCAAAUGCCACAGAAUCAGCAGAUGUCCUCACCGUCUCCAGUUCAGGUACAGACGCCCCAGCCGUCCAUGCCUCCGCCUCCCCAGCCCCAGCCCUCUCCACAGCCGCCUUCCUCUCAGCCCAACUCCGUCAGUUCUGGUCCGACUCCUUCACCGGGAGGUUUUCAGCCCAGUCCGUCUCCUCAACCCUCCCAGAGCCCGGCCACAGCCCGAACCCCUCAGAGUUACCCGCUUCAGGUGCCAUCUCCUGGACCCCUCAACACCCCAGGGAACCCGAGUUCUGUGAUGAGUCCGGCCGGCGCUUCACAGUCAGAAGAUCAGCUGUACAUGGACAAACUCAAACAGCUCUCCAAGUACAUCGAGCCGCUACGCCGGAUGAUCAACAAAAUUGAUAAAAAUGAAGACAGAAAGAAGGAUCUGAGCAAGAUGAAAAGCCUGCUGACCAUUCUUACGGAUCCCAACACCAGAUGCCCCCUGAAAACGCUACAGAAGUGUGAAAUCGCGCUGGAGAAGCUGAAGAACGACAUGGCGGUGCCGACCCCUCCUCCUCCUCCAGUGUCCUGCUCAAAGAAGCAGUACCUGUGCCAGCCUCUGCUGGACGCCGUGCUGACCAACAUUCGCUCGCCGGUCUUCAACCAUUCGCUGUAUCGAACGUUCGCCCCGGCGAUGACGGCCAUCCACGGACCGCCGAUCAUGGGUCCCGUCAUUCCCGUCCGUAAGAGAAAGUUCGAGGAGGACGAUCGGCAGACCAUCCCGAACACCCUCCAGGGCGAGGUGGCGCGCCUGGAUUCCAAAUUCCUGAUUAACCUCGACCCCUCCUUCUGCAGCAACAACGGCACCGUGCACCUCGUCUGCAAACUGGAUGAUAAGAACCUCCCCAGUGUUCCACCCCUGCAGCUCAGCAUCCCGUCCGACUAUCCCGACCAGAGCCCACAGUGGGAAAACGACGACCAGCAGUACGAGGCGAAUCCGUUCCUGCAGACCGUCCACAGGAACAUGACCUCCAAACUCCUGCAGCUUCCCGACAAGCACUCGGUCACGGCUCUGCUCAAUACCUGGGCUCAGAGUGUGAGACAGGCCUGCCUGUCCGCCGCCUGAUCCCGCCGUUCAUACCCCCGAACACUUACCUGCACACUACCCUAAACACACACAUACUUGGAAAUAUGUUUGCAUUUCUGAAGGAGAAAUACAAUUUUGCUACGAAUAAAUGCAUUUUAUUUGCAGAAA
Trichomycterus rosablanca is the source of this 2616-nucleotide messenger RNA. Its product is annotated as mediator of RNA polymerase II transcription subunit 15-like. The coding region runs from base 25 to 2487 and encodes 820 amino acids. The record is from RefSeq and is a predicted model, not a curated record. The transcript is spliced from 18 exons. Lineage: Eukaryota; Metazoa; Chordata; Actinopteri; Siluriformes; Trichomycteridae. Gene Ontology annotation, molecular function: transcription coregulator activity. Gene Ontology annotation, biological process: regulation of DNA-templated transcription.